Glycine soja is the source of this 1664-nucleotide messenger RNA. RefSeq names its product tRNA dimethylallyltransferase 9. The record is from RefSeq and is a predicted model, not a curated record. Bases 61 to 1407 code for a protein of 448 amino acids. Gene Ontology annotation, biological process: tRNA modification; cytokinin biosynthetic process. The transcript has 11 exons. Gene Ontology annotation, molecular function: tRNA dimethylallyltransferase activity. NCBI's taxonomy places the organism in Eukaryota, Viridiplantae, Streptophyta, Magnoliopsida, Fabales, Fabaceae.
CUUGGUUUGAACUUGGCACGCUUAUCGCGCAUUUCCGCCUCACUCACUGAAACUCCGAGCAUGAUUAGCAAUGGAGUAUGCACUCUCCGCACGUGCCUCCGUUUCCCAGCGAGACCACUAUUCCGAGAACCUCCGCGCUUGUUCAGCUGUCGGCAGCGGUUUCUGGUGACUGCGUCGGAAACGAAGAAGAAAGAGAAGGUGAUUGUGAUUUCUGGACCCACCGGUUCCGGCAAGAGCCGCCUCGCAUUGGAACUCGCAAAGCGCCUCAACGGCGAAAUCGUCAGUGCCGACUCCGUCCAGGUGUAUCGGGGGCUUGAUGUUGGAUCUGCAAAGCCUUCCCCAAAUGAAAGAAAGGAGGUACCACAUCAUCUGGUUGACAUACUGCACCCAUCUGAAGACUAUUCUGUUGGGCAGUUUUUUGAGGAUGCAAGGCAAGCUACAGGAUGUAUUCUUGACAAUGGCCGUGUUCCCAUAGUUGUUGGAGGCACUGGAUUGUAUUUAAGAUGGUUCAUAUAUGGAAAGCCAGAUGUACCUAAAGCCUCUCCAGAGAUUGUAUCUGAAGCAUAUCAAGAGUUAGCUGAACUGCAGAGGAAUGAUGACUGGGAUACAGCUGUGCAGUUGGUGGUAAAAGCAGGUGAUCCAAAGGCUCAAUUUCUAGCAGUGAAUGAUUGGUACCGAUUACGACGUAGCCUAGAGAUUAUUAAGUCUAGUGGAUCACCUCCUUCUGCUUUUCGGGUACCAUAUGAUUCUUUCAGGGAACAGGGCGAAUAUGGUGUUGCUGAUGGUUCUGAGUUGUCUGAUAUGAAUACUUAUGGUGAUGCAAUGGAAAAAACCAACUCAUCAGAGUUAGACUACGAGUUUAUGUGCUUUUUCCUUUCUAGCCACAGACUUGACCUCUAUAAAUCAAUUGAUUAUCGGUGUGAAGAUAUGCUGUUAGGAAGGGAUGGGAUUUUGUCUGAGGCUCAAUGGCUUCUUGAUACAGGUCUUCAUCCAAACUCCAAUUCUGCAACAAAAGCAAUUGGUUACAGACAAGCCAUGGAGUACUUACAAAGAUGUAGAGAGCAAGGGGGUCACAGUUCUGUUGAAGAAUUUUACAAAUUCUUGUUUGAAUUUCAAAAAGCAUCACGGAAUUUUGCAAAAAGGCAGUUGACCUGGUUUCGUAAUGAAAACAUAUACCAGUGGCUCGAUGCUUCUAAACCUCUGGAAACCAUUCUCGACUUCAUUCAUGGCGCAUACCAUGAUUGGAAUGGAAGUAUUCUUGUGCCUGAAGACCUAAGAAUGUCGAGAGAUAUUUCUAAUCACCGACAAGCUGCACAACUUAAGGCUUACCGCACCAGAAAUAGGCAUUUCGUGAACGGGGAAGAUUGUACUCAUAUUCUGAACUGGAUAAGAAAGACCCAAAGGUGAGAUGGAUACUUUCUUUAUGCAUUCCCUUGAAAUGGCCUUAAAUUUGGAAUUAUUUAGGCGGCUAUAUAAAGUUUUCAGGUUGAAGAGAAAGUUUUAUUCUUAUUGCCGUUUCUUGAUUACAUCCUUCUGUCUUUUCGAUAGAAUACUGUAAUGACAACCUAAUCUGUAAGCCAAUUUCUUUCCCCUCCUUUCACCUGCAAACCAAUAUAUAUACGAGAUUGUCUCUCGAUGUUAAGUUAUUUGAGAUUGUUUCUAAA